AUGAAUGAUAAAAGAAGAAGAAUGGCUGUAAAAUCGUGGCCACUGUGGCUGCUGCUGGUGGGAAGCGUGUUCCUGCAGGUCUCCGGCCAGCACUGGUCGUUCGGGCUGAGUCCAGGAGGGAAGAGGGAUUUGGACAGCAUUUCGGACACUCUGAACAACAUGGUUGAGGGGUUCCCACACAUGGGUGCACCCCGCCCUCUCCUGGGUUGUGUAGACGAGUCCCCUUUUGCCAAAAUCUACAGAAUUAAAGGGCUGCUGAACAGUGUAACUGACAGGGAAAGUGGACAUCGCAUAUACAAAAAAUUGCAGGCAAAGAUCACAGAGGAGAAUUUAAAUGAUCGUGCACCUGCACUGCAACAGGGUGGACUUCAGCUGCUUCUGGAAAUUGUUGUUGAGGAAGCCGUAGAUGAUGGGGUUGACGCAGGUGGAGGCCAUGGCCGUGAGGUGGCAGAACGAGAAGAUGAUGUUGUGGUCGCAAAGCGGGAUCGCGUUGUGAUCCCAGUCAAAGACGGUGUUGAAGACAUUCAGAGGGAACCACGAGAGGGCCACUGCCACCACGAUGGAGACCAACAUGAUGUUGAUCCUGGUGGAGCUCUUGUUCUUCUUCUGAGUGGCGUUCCUGCCACGCUCCACCAUAUCCUUCCGCCUCCUGAGGCGCAGGUAGACGUGCAGGUAGCAAACGGCGAUGAGGGCCAGGGGGAGGAGGUACUGGAAGACCAGCAGGGAGGUGGUGUAAGCCCGCCGAAGCUGUACGGACGGCCACAUCUCCAUACAAACAAGGUUGUCACUGACGGGGAUACUCAGGUUCUGGAAAGGCAAGAUGACAGCAACCGCCACAUAGGAGUGCCUUACCAGAGGUUUCCAUCCGGUCGGGUGGACAAUGAGCUGGUAUCGCUCCAUGGCAAUGAGGACCAGAGAAAGCAUGGAAACGCUAACCGAUAUGCACUGGAUGAAGGGCGUGAGCUUACACAAAGUUUCUCCAAGGAUCCAGCGGUCCAUGAGUGUGUAGAUGAUAGUCACUGGCAGGCAUAUGAUGCACAUCAGAAUGUCCGAGCAGGACAGGUUGGUGAUGAGGAUGUUGGUGACAUUGUGCAUCUCCUUGUGCCGCGUGAUGACGAACACCAGGCAGGAGUUCCCCACCAGGCCCACCGCCAUCACCGUGCUGUACGCAAUUAUCAGGAAAGUGGUCCCACUGACGGAGAGCGAGCAGUCCUCAGUGGAGUCCCACUGAGGACCGCUCGCUUGGUCGUGAUUGGCGCUGUGCUGCAGUUCCAUGGCAACUUUCGUGGGGCUGGAGAAUGA
Molecule: messenger RNA, 1302 nt
Organism: Menidia menidia (Atlantic silverside)
Lineage: Eukaryota; Metazoa; Chordata; Actinopteri; Atheriniformes; Atherinopsidae
Source: the annotation of a GenBank genome assembly